Brienomyrus brachyistius is the source of this 1611-nucleotide messenger RNA. It is a transcript of the gene sp5l, whose product is annotated as Sp5 transcription factor-like. Gene Ontology annotation, molecular function: RNA polymerase II cis-regulatory region sequence-specific DNA binding; DNA-binding transcription factor activity, RNA polymerase II-specific. The transcript has 2 exons. The coding region runs from base 64 to 1170 and encodes 368 amino acids. Lineage: Eukaryota; Metazoa; Chordata; Actinopteri; Osteoglossiformes; Mormyridae. The record is from RefSeq and is a predicted model, not a curated record. Gene Ontology annotation, biological process: regulation of transcription by RNA polymerase II.
GCUCGUGCUCGUGCGCCUCGCCUAUGCAGCCUGUGUUGCAGGUGAGGAACGAAAAGCGCGCGCAUGCAGAUGGCUGCACUUGCAUUACCCAGGACUGACAACUUUCUGCAAACCUUCCUACAGGACCGCACCCCCAGCUCUUCCCCAGACGGAGGCCCCCACUGCUUGUCCUUCCUGCCCUCCACGUGCAGCCAGUCCUGGCCACUCAGCUGCAGUCCUGGAGCAGAGGGGCCCUGGUUCCCCUGCGAGGUGGCAGUAGGCUCCACAUCCAGCAUGUUUCAGCUCUGGAGUAACGAAAUAGCAUCUGGCUCCAGCCUUGGUGCCCACCAGAUGCCCUUUCCAGUACCUAAGGUUCAGUUCCCUGGACAUGUGCAGUCUGCCCUGGGCUCCUACUCCCACCAUCACCAUCAUCACCAUGAGCUGCCUCUUACCCCCCCUGCUGAGCCCUCCACUGCAUACUCCAUUGAUCUCUCCCCUGUCAAGGUCAUUUCUUCCACCCAGGGGCAAGGCAGUAGCUCCUGCUACACUCAGACCAAUAGCAUGGGCCAGAACUUCCCCAGCUUCCUGCAGAACUACUCUGCCAGGCACCAUCAUUCUGGAGGACCUGUGGAUGAGGGGCAGCAGUGGUGGAGCCUUCCACAAAGUAACACGUCUCCCCCAAGCCAUGCUUUCUCCCUGGGAGGGCAGCUCAUGCUGGGUCACCAGCCUCAGAUGACCACCUUCCUUCAGGGCAGCUCCAAGGCGCUAUUGGGUUCCACCCGUCGCUGUCGACGCUGCAAGUGCCCCAACUGCCAGACCUCAGCCAGUGGCCUGGAGCAGGGCAAGAAGAAGAUCCAUGUCUGCCAUGUUCCCGAGUGUGGCAAAGUCUACAAGAAGACGUCACACCUGAAGGCACACCUACGAUGGCAUGCCGGGGAACGGCCCUUCAUCUGUAACUGGCUCUUCUGCGGUAAGAACUUCACUCGGUCAGACGAGCUGCAGCGCCACCUACGGACGCACACCGGGGAGAAGCGCUUCAGCUGCUCACAGUGCGGAAAGCGCUUCAUGAGGAGCGAUCACCUGGCCAAGCAUGUCAAAACACACCAGGAUAGGAGGGGCAGGGUAAAUCAGCCCACCAUGGAACCACAGGGGGGUGCUGGGGUUCUGCUCAAUGCCAUCAAAAAAGAGUAAGAGAACCAGAAGCCAAGAACCGGAAGCUGUGAACUGGCCGCAUACUGCAGGCCAUGUACGCCGUCUUUAUAUAGGUCGAUAUAUUUAUCUGCAUCAUAUAUUUUCUCUAUCUGCGAGUCACAUAACUCCUCCGAUCCUCUAAUUGGUUAACGAUGGUUAACCAAUGGUUUUUAAUUUAAUUAUCUUUCACAAAAUAAUGGUACACCCUGCAUAUUUCGGCCAUAAUCCAUGAUAAUUUAAAUAGAAUUGAAAUGCAAGAAUAAUAUUUCAUCACAGUUUAAAUUAGUACUAUGUAUGCAUACUUUAAAGAAAAAUGUUUGUGUAUUUAUUAGAAACAAAUGUUUGUAAAUAACCAUUGGGUGUAAAACACUAUUAUGUUGAUGCAUCUAAAAUUCUUACAGUUAAAUGAUUUGUAUUUUAUGCAAUUUCCUGUCAUUGUCA